AUGGCUCGUGUCACAUAUAUCCCGCCGUUGAAGGCCCUCUUGUACGGGAGAUGCGUUGGUAUCGUGCUAGGCGUUUCUAUACUCGAUUCCGAUGCCGUUACUUGUGUUGUGCUUAACGUAGUAGGGUCAUUCAAUUGGGAUGUCUCAACGGCUGGUGAUGGAUCUGUAGUUAAGAUUGGUCUGUCGGUCGAAGUUGUUGUUAUUAGGAAAGAAGUCGAGAUUGAGAGAUCGAUGGAAGGCGACACAGCCGCCGCGGAUCUUCGCGGGACUUUAGUACAUCGUAAGCCCUGGUGGAAGAUAAUGGAAGGACUGGACAUUGACAUGUCUUCAAGCCCGCAGGCUAGAUGGACGUGA
Messenger RNA from Aspergillus caelatus, 354 nucleotides. RefSeq lists its product as uncharacterized. The transcript has 3 exons. Lineage: Eukaryota; Fungi; Ascomycota; Eurotiomycetes; Eurotiales; Aspergillaceae. Bases 1 to 354 code for a protein of 117 amino acids. The record is from RefSeq and is a predicted model, not a curated record.